Messenger RNA from Panicum virgatum (switchgrass), 759 nucleotides. RefSeq names its product receptor kinase-like protein Xa21. The record is from RefSeq and is a predicted model, not a curated record. Bases 27 to 431 code for a protein of 134 amino acids. Gene Ontology annotation, molecular function: protein kinase activity; ATP binding. The transcript is spliced from 2 exons. Gene Ontology annotation, biological process: protein phosphorylation. NCBI's taxonomy places the organism in Eukaryota, Viridiplantae, Streptophyta, Magnoliopsida, Poales, Poaceae.
CUGGGGCUAAUAGUUCAGUCGCUGCAAUGGGAACUCUAGGAUAUAUUGCUCCAGAGUAUGGUCAAACUGUUCGUGCAUCAACCUGUGGGGAUGUUUACAGUUUUGGAAUAGUACUUCUGGAGAUGCUAACAGGCAAAAGGCCAACCGACUCUAUGUUUGGGGAUGACCUCAGCAUUGUUACCUUUGUGGAGAGGAACUUUCAAGAUCAGAUGCUUGUUAAGAUUGAUCCUCAUCUCCAAGAAGAAUGCAAGGGCUCUAUACAAGCAAUGCCAGAAGCAGAAAAUGAGAUCUGUCGAUGCUUGCUAUCACUCGUGCAAGUCGCUCUUUCUUGCACACGUCUGUUCCCAAGAGAACGAAUGAACAUGAGAGAAGUAUCUAUUAAUUUGCAUGCAAUCAGGAGAUCAUAUGUUGCAGCAAUCAAGCAAGAGUAGCGCAUGUUUCAAUGGACUAAUGUCCAGCAUGCCAUGGUGCAUAACUCAGUAUAGUACGUCUUUGGAGGCAACAAGCCUAAUAAAGACAGUUGCAGAGAGCCAGAGACAUACUCAUACAUGAAUUUUCUCACCCUAUGCAUAGAGCAAAGAAAAGGUACUUCCCUAGGAUCUCGGAUUGGCUGCAAUCCUUAUUGUGAUCUCUUUUCUGUUUUUUUUUUCCUCUUUUUUUCCUUCCCUCCUCCUCUGUUUAAUUGUACCAAGCAAAGCAAUGAAAGGUAAACCUACCCUUGCAAUGUGCUAGAGAUGCACACAAGAGAAGGAAUUAACA